Molecule: messenger RNA, 2782 nt
Organism: Microtus ochrogaster (prairie vole)
Lineage: Eukaryota; Metazoa; Chordata; Mammalia; Rodentia; Cricetidae
Gene: Klhl38
Product: kelch like family member 38
Molecular function (GO): protein binding
Source: RefSeq, a predicted model, not a curated record
AUCUUCUGAGGGGAAGAGACAGACCCAGUACCUGUGGAUGUCACUGCAGUGAAGCAAGGAUGGAUGAGGAGUUGCCAGAUGGGGUUGUCUUCAAAGACCACAACUUCUCCUCCGACUUGCUGAGACAGCUCAACAGCUUAAGGCAAAGCAAGAUCCUGACGGAUGUGAGCAUCUGCUCAGGAGCCUGGGAGGUCCCUUGCCACCGCAACGUGCUGGCCUCCAGCAGCCCCUACUUCAAGGCCAUGUUCUGUAGUCACUUCCGGGAGAGCAGGGAGGCCAAAGUGCAGCUGCAAGGCCUCGACUCCACCACUCUGGAGCAGGUCAUCACGUAUGCAUACACGGGAGAGGUGCAUAUCUCUGCUGCCAACGUCCUCCCACUGAUGGAGGCAGCUGCCAUGCUGCAGUACCCCCGUGUGUUCGAGGCCUGCUCAUCAUACCUGCAGAGCCAGCUGACCCCCGGCAACUGCCUGGGCCUGGUCAGACUCGCAGAAAUCCUAAGCUGUGAGAGCCUGAAGAAGAAAGCCAGGGAGGUGGCCCUGACUUGCUUCCCAGAGGUAGCAGCAUCCGCUGACCUGAAGGAGCUCUGCGCUGCGGAGUUGAGACGCUACCUAGGAGAUGACGCACUCUGCGGAGAGGAGGAAGCGGUGUUUGAGGCCCUCAUGGCUUGGGUCAAGCACGACCUGAAGGCCCGGUGGCAGCACAUGCAGGAGCUGUUGCAGCAGGUCCGCUUGCAGUACAUCCACCCAGCCUUCUUCCACCACUUCAUCGCCAGCGAUGUGCUUCUCCAGUCCUCGCCCGCCUGCCAGGCCAUCCUGGAGACAGCCAGCAAGCAAAUAUUCUGUUUGUACAGCCCCAGCGCCCAGGACUGCGAACUUCUGCAGCACAUCCCCCCAAGGAGCUCCUACCAAGACUUCCUCCUCCUCCUGGGAGGGCGGAAGGAGAGCCAGCAGACCACCAGGGAUGUCUUGCUCUACAGUGUAAGGAAGGGUCAGUGGCAGAGCCUGGCCAAACUCCCUGCACGGUUGUACAAGGCCUCCGCCGUCACCUUGCACCGUAGUGUCUACGUGCUUGGGGGCAUGGUUGUCAGCGAAGGGAAGAGUCUCAUCAGUAGCAGUGUCUACAUCUUCUCUCUGAAGCUCAACCAGUGGAGGCUGGGGCGGCCCAUGCUGGCAGCCCGCUACUCUCACAGGGGCACCACCCACAAAAACUUCAUCUUCUCCAUUGGGGGCACUGGAGCAGGGCAGGAGCUCCUGGGCUCCAUGGAGAGGUACGACAGCGUCCGUGAUGUCUGGGAGAGCAUGGCUAACAUGCCAGUGGCCGUGCUUCACCCUGCCGUGGCAGUGAAGGACCAAAGGCUCUAUCUUUUCGGGGGUGAGGACGUCAUGCAGAAUCCUGUGCGCCUUAUCCAGGUUUACCACAUUUCCAGAAACACAUGGUUUAAGAUGGAGACAAGGAUGAUCAAGAACGUGUGUGCCCCCGCAGUGGUACUGGGAGAGAGGAUUGUCAUUGUGGGAGGUUACACGAGGAGGAUUCUUGCUUAUGACCCUCGGUCCAACAAAUUUGUCAAAUGUGCAGACAUGAAGGAGCGCAGGAUGCACCAUGGGGCCACAGUGAUGGGGAACAAGCUGUAUGUGACAGGUGGGCGGAGGCUGACCACAAACUGCAACAUUGAGGACUCAGCCUCCUUUGACUGCUAUGACCCCGAGACGGACACCUGGACGUCCCAGGGACAGCUACCUCACAGACUCUUUGACCACGCCUGCCUGACUCUCCAGUGCAUACCCCACACGGCCGGCCUCACAUGAAGGCCAUGGGAACUUAUCUUGGUUAAAACGCUGUGUGAUGCAAGAAAUUGCAACACAGCUCCAAAAGCCUAGAGCUGACAGAAGUCAAGACUACCACUCUCUAGAGUAGUUAAAAAAAAAAAAAAAGCCUGUGGAUGCUUUUCUAACUCCACCCCUACCUCUUGAACCAAUGCCAGAAAUUGCACUAGGAUAACUGGCAAGGUCUGUAUCACAUCCCUCCAGAUGGAAGUGGGGUUAAUUACUUGAUUGACAGCCCAAACUGCAUGGAAAAAACAGGAUGUUUCCCAGAGGAACAAAGAAUUAUGGACAUGAAAUAAAAAAGAAUUAUGGACAUGGAUGGAUGAACACACACACACACACAGUUCAUCCUUAACAUCCAGAAUGGGAGGGCGAGCCCAAGAGGACCCUUAGAAUCACUCAGGUCAGUUGUCAGCAUGUAAAACUAUUGUGGCUUGUGUCCCUAUAUUCUGUGGAUACGGUACAUUGAAAGUAGGCUCAAUUCAAUAGCUACCUAGGGUCUGUAAAAUUAUACUGCAAUGAAAAACAUAAGAGCAGAAAAAAAGCUUGCUUUUCCCAGAUGAUCUUUUAAAACGGCAGAAUUAGUGUGGGGUUUUAUUUCAGUAAGUGUUAUAAGAAUGACUUUUCUGGGGACAGCCAACAGAUUCCUCAGCAACAACAGCAACCAUUGCCCUCUGGAUAUCAGGGUUGUCCCUCCCUGUGGCCCCUUUACUUCCAAGUGCCCCUCAUACUCACUCAAUGUCAGGCCCAUGGAAAGCUGAAGUGCCCAUAAGAGGCUCUCAGUGAGGCCCAGAUGAUAUAUAAUCACAGGGAAGACAUUUGGAAACAUCACUGAGUCCCAUUCAAGAUGGAUGCACAGGGGUUCUCUGAAAAGCAUCCUAAGGUGACCCCCUCACUCAGCCUGGUGGAGAACGAGAGUCCUGCUCUGCCGUAUGCACGGAAGACCACCAUGGCUACUC